UUAAAAGAUCAAUAAUCACGCAUUCCAACUUCUAUUUACUUCUUUUCCACGGCACGGUAUUCCCCGAUAAGGAGGAUAGCAAUUACAGCCCUCCCUAUCGAUCGAUACUUCUCACAUUCCGCUUUUAAACCGCCAAAAUGCCAACCAAAAAGUGGAUCGACAAAAAAACCGCAACAAAUUACCAACUCCGCUACCGUGCACAAACAGAUCCCUUAGUUCACGACGACCAAGCCAGCGAACUAGUCUUCACCCAGGUCACAGCACCCAAUGCCUCCAGAUCCAUUCCCGCCCUCACCGCCUCAUCGUCAAAAAUCAAAACAACCACAGACCUGGCCCAAGAACUCUCCCCCCCAUCCACAAGCCUUCGCAAAAAUGAAGGCGAAGCCGCAAUCCACGGGGUGUACUACGACGACACGGAAUAUGACUACAUGCAGCACAUGCGGGACAUCAACGACGAACAAGUGUACUUCGUAGACGUGCAGGAGAAGUCAUCCCAAGGACAGAACAAGAAAAAGAACAAGAUGAAGUUGGAAGACGCACUGCGCCUCCCUCAGGAGGUAUUCCCCUCAGUAGUGGAAGUUAAAAGGAGCUAUCAGGAUAUGCAAGACGUGCCCGACGCACUCAGCGGGUUUCAGCCUGAUAUGGACCCACGCUUACGUGAAGUUUUGGAGGCGUUAGAGGAUGAGGCGUACGUUGAUGAUGACGAGGAUGUAUUCGGGGAGCUAGCCAAGGGAGGUGAAAUAUCUCCGGGAGAAUUCGAAGAGGGGGAGGAAGAUGGUUGGGAAAGCGAUGUCACCGAAAAACCAUCCAAUAACCCACCGCCCGCAGGAAAAGAAGGAAAAGAAGGGGAGGGAGAAGACUGGUGCCGCGCCUUCAAAGCAUUCAAAAACGACCAAAGAAAAAAGAGAGGGGGUAAAGUCGCAUUCGACAACGACUCCCUUGCAGACACCAUGAGCUUCGGCGGUAACUCAACCACCUCCUCCUUCGGCGGAACAAUGAGCGUGUCGAACCGCACUCGCCGGAGAAAGAAGAAAGCCGGCACCGAGAGUUCCGGUUACUCAAUGAGCAGUUCCGCACUAUUUAGAACUGAAGGGUUAACACUUUUGGAUGAUCGGUUCGACAAAAUCGAAGAAGAAUACGCAGAAGAGGAAGAAGGGGAAGAUGACUUGAGGUCCAAUUCAGGCGUCGCGCUGCCUGAGACUAGACGGGAUCUGGAUUCGGUACUGGAUGAGUUCUUGGACGGGUACUCUGUUGGGAAGAAAGGUCGGGUUCGGCGUGGAAAGUAUGGGUCUGGAAUGGAGCAAUUGGAUGAGAUUAGGAGGGGGUUGGGGGGUGCGAGGAUCGCUUCUUGAUGAUAGCAGAGCAUUGGCCAUGACGGAUAGAAUGUUCCGAAA
Messenger RNA from Tuber melanosporum (Perigord truffle), 1394 nucleotides. RefSeq lists its product as uncharacterized. The transcript has 3 exons. Bases 138 to 1352 code for a protein of 404 amino acids. Gene Ontology annotation, biological process: ribosomal small subunit biogenesis; ribosomal small subunit export from nucleus. The record is from RefSeq and is a predicted model, not a curated record. NCBI's taxonomy places the organism in Eukaryota, Fungi, Ascomycota, Pezizomycetes, Pezizales, Tuberaceae. Gene Ontology annotation, cellular component: preribosome, small subunit precursor; nucleus; cytosol.